UGACCCUGAGAGCCACGAUUGGACCACACUUUUGCCUUUGUGUGUCCAACCAUGUGGCCAAGAGUACUGAUGGGACAUGAAGAACUGAAAUGACUCCUGAGCACAUUUUUGAAAAACUGAAGAUAACCAAGUCUCCGAAAUAAGAGCGCCUGCUUCUAACUCCAGUUACUUUUCUUUUUAGGUAAAGCAGACUGCUAUCAGUAGUAAUGGAUACGACCCCUCAGACAAAGACAGUUGCAAACCUUCAGUCCCCCUCAGCAGCUAACCUGGCCACGCUGCAGUCCUACAGGCCCCUUCUGAGUGACUAUGGACCUCCUUCUCUGGGAUUUUCACAGGGCUCUACUGGCAGCCAAGUGCCUCAGAACAAAUAUGCAGAGCUGCUGGCCAUCAUUGAAGAGCUCGGAAAGGAGAUCAGACCCACAUACGCUGGAAGUAAGAGUGCAAUGGAGCGACUGAAAAGAGGAAUAAUCCAUGCCAGGGGGCUGGUGCGUGAAUGCUUGGCUGAGACUGAGAGGAAUGCAAGGUCCUAGCUAAAAACGCCCAUUCCUCCCUGCAAGAACUACCUUUCAUGAGGAGAAAAAAUAACUUGCAUGGCGUUUCCUUUGCAAGGAGGAAGUAAAUGAACAAAGGAUGGAACAGCAAGCUCCUCGAGGGAGAGAGAGAGAGAGAGAGAGAGA
Neolamprologus brichardi is the source of this 677-nucleotide messenger RNA. It is a transcript of the gene cdk2ap1, whose product is annotated as cyclin dependent kinase 2 associated protein 1. The record is from RefSeq and is a predicted model, not a curated record. Gene Ontology annotation, cellular component: nucleus; cytoplasm. NCBI's taxonomy places the organism in Eukaryota, Metazoa, Chordata, Actinopteri, Cichliformes, Cichlidae.